CGCGACACAAAAACUCAACCCGCAAUUAUCAAUUUCUCCGCCGCUUGUGAUCUCACCAUCCGCCGAGAUACCCUGACGUCUGCGCGGAGAUACCUUGUUCUUCAGAAAUCGAUUUCUGGGUUUAUUAUCAUCUCCGGACAUCAUGGCACCCAUUUCCAUCGCCGACAUUGUGGCGGCCCUGCCAGCGGAGGACACUUGGGGCCCCGCGACCUCGACCGACAAUAUGCUUGAGGGUGUCCCAUUUGCUCCUUUCUCUAAGGGUGACAAAUUGGGUCGCAUGGCCGACUGGACUUCCGAGUCUAAGGACCAAAGAGGUGGUCGUCAGGCCUAUAACCGCAACUUCAGGGACCAGCAAGUGUACGGAGCCGGUUCCUCCAACCUGUUCAGCAUCCAGGCUGCUGAAGAUGAAUCUUCCUUCUCAGUCGUUGACAACACUCGUACCUCUGCCAAGCGCACCUUUGGCCGUGGUGGUGGCACCGUCUUCCGCGGCCGCGCCCAGCGUGGCGCGGGCCAGAGAGGUGGCCGUGCUGGCUUCCAGCGUGUUGGUGCUGGCCGUGGCCAGGGCGAUCGCUUCUACGACAACCGUGCCGGCCGCAGCAACCGUGGACGUCGUUUCGGAUGGAAGGACUACGACAAGCCGCAGAGGACUCGUGAGCCGUCCGUCAAUGUGCGCCCCGACUGGACUAUGCUGGAGGAAGUGGACUUCAGCCGUCUGCUGAAGCUGAACCUAGAGACCCCCGAUGGCGAGGACAUCGACUCGUAUGGUUUCCUCUACUACUACGACCGUUCUUACGACAAGGCCCCUGUUAAGGGUGCCGAGCGUAGACUGCAGUCUCUUGACCGUGCUGCCUACAACGUUACUACCUCCCAGGACCCUGUCAUCCAGGAGCUCGCCGAGAAGGACACUGCCACCGUUUUCGCUACCUCCGAUAUCCUGUCCAUGCUUAUGUGUGCCCCUCGCAGUGUCUACUCCUGGGAUAUUGUUAUCGUGCACCAGGGCAACAAGAUCUACUUCGACAAGCGUGAGGGUGCCUCGCUCGACUUGGUAACCGUCAACGAGAAUGCAAUUGACGCCCCUCUCGAGCUUGCCGAAUCUUCGGGUAAGCAGGAGUCCAUCAACACUCCCAGCGCUCUUGCCAUGGAAGCCACUUUCAUCAACCACAACUUUGCCCUGCAAACCGUCGCCGAGUCCCAGGAUGCCAAGCUGGAAAUGAAGAACGCCAACCCCUUCUACAAUGCUUCUGAGGAGACCGAGCCUCUUGCCUCCAAGGCCUACAAGUACCGCCGCUUCGAUCUCUCCUUGGAGCGUGACGAGGAGCCUUUGAACAUGGUUGUCCGUACUGAGGUCGACGCCCUCCUGAAGAACCCCGUCAACGGCGAAGACCAGCAGCUGAUCGUCAAGGCGCUGAAUGAGUUCGACAGCAAGGCCCAGGGCUCCGGUAAUGCUCUGGACUGGCGCAGCAAGCUCUGGUCGCAGCGCGGUGCCGUUGUUGCCACUGAGAUGAAGAACAACAGCCUUAAGCUUGCCCGUUGGACCACCCAGGCCGUCCUUGCCAAGGCCGACGCCAUGAAGCUCGGUUUCGUCUCUCGUGCUAACCCCCGCUCCGCCGCUGGCCAUGUUGUCCUCGGUGUUGUUGGCUACAAGCCUCGUGAUCUCGCCGCUCAGAUGAACCUGAACCUGGGCAACGGUUGGGGUAUUGUGCGCACCAUUGUCGACCGUAUCCGCGCCCUGGACGCCGAGGAGGACGAGGAGAAGGUCAAGAAGUACGUUCUCAUCAAGGACCCCAACCGUCCCGUUCUCCGUCUCUACAGCGUGCCAGCCAAUACCUUUGAGGAGGAUGAGGAGGCUGCCGCUGAGGAAGAGGAGCAGAAGGCCGAGGAGGAUGAGGAGUAAAUUGCUUAUGAUUGAGUUUAUUCCUGCCAUGAUAUCAUAAUGUCAUGAUGUUUCUUUCGAAUUUCCGGAUACUUUUUGGUGAACAUAUUCAAAAGUCUUUUAGAGCUCUGAACAUGACCGUUGAUGUCCUUAACCGAUUUGAUGACUUUCUAGCAUCUCUAGAAGGGCUUGCUCUCCAAACUACACCCCGUACUCAUAAUACCUAUCGUUUCUUGGAAGUAUGAUCACUGUACUCUCAACAGUAUCCCACUGCCCGUUACUCAUUCCAUGAAUCCCUUAUUCUCACGCCGAUUCCAAAUCA
Aspergillus pseudonomiae is the source of this 2195-nucleotide messenger RNA. Its product is annotated as eukaryotic translation initiation factor 3 subunit D. Gene Ontology annotation, molecular function: translation initiation factor activity. Gene Ontology annotation, cellular component: eukaryotic translation initiation factor 3 complex; cytoplasm. Gene Ontology annotation, biological process: translational initiation. The transcript is spliced from 2 exons. The coding region runs from base 143 to 1894 and encodes 583 amino acids. NCBI's taxonomy places the organism in Eukaryota, Fungi, Ascomycota, Eurotiomycetes, Eurotiales, Aspergillaceae. The record is from RefSeq and is a predicted model, not a curated record.